GUUAACACCAGGCACAGUUGCAUGACGAAAGACGCGAGCUUGAUGGGCAGGCAGCAUUUUGUUGGUCGGGAACUCACUGCAACUUCCUUUUACUCUCAGACUUACCAUAUUUCUGAAUUUCUGAGACUCCCGUCGAAAAUUUUGCCACAGAGGCUAUACUGAACAGCAACCAAGCACCGAGGCAACCAGCGAGCACAACGAGCAGCACCCAAAAAGUGGCAAUCCCGUGUCCUCUCAGCCUGCGCCCGCCAUGUUGCUACGGCUGCGCUCUCCCGAUGGCAUGUUCCGCCUCUCGGCGGACAAGGAUGAGAGCUUCGCCGACCUUAUUGGCAAGCUUGUCCCGCAGCUUCCUUCGACCGUCGACCCCCAGAGCAUAACGCUCUCGAACCACCCGAGCGGUGGUGACGCGAAGAAGAUUGGAGAGAUUGCCAGGUUCAAGAUUUCUCAAGUUGGGUUAAGUCACGGUGACCUCAUCUUCGUCAGUUACAAGCACCAGGACACCGUCACAAACGGAGCCGUCGAUGCCCAUCCGCCAACCACACUGUCGUCAUCCUCGAACCGGCUCAGCGGCAAACCGAUUCUGCCGACCGAAGACCACCCCAUCGACCCUCCGCCCAACACGUCCCCCGAACGGAUCAGGAACCCCUGGGAAGUGGUCAGGCAGUCCCCUCUGGAUGACCGGCUAGACAAGAAGGAUGGAAAGAUACCGAGGAAGAGGGACAAGAUGUGCCGUCACGGGCCAAAGGGCAUGUGCGACUACUGUAUGCCCUUGGACCCAUUCGACCCCCAGUACCUCGAGGAGAAGAAGAUCAAAUACAUGUCGGUGCACGCCUACAUGCGCAAGAUCAACUCGGCGACAAAUAAGCCGGAGCUCGGGAGCUCCUUCAUCCCGCCGCUUGUCGAGCCCUACUACCGGGUGAAGCGCAACUGCCCGUCUGGCCAUCCCGAGUGGCCCGAGGGCAUCUGCACCAAGUGCCAGCCGAGCGCAAUCACGCUCCAACCGCAGCCCUUCCGCAUGGUCGACCAUGUCGAGUUCGCCUCGCCGCAGAUCAUAGACAGGUUUCUCGACGCCUGGCGGAGGACCGGAACACAGCGCCUGGGUAUUCUCUACGGCAGAUACCUCGAGUACGACGUGGUGCCGCUCGGCAUCAAGGCCGUGGUCGAGGCCAUCUACGAGCCGCCACAGGUCGACGAGAUCGACGGCGUGACGCUUGGUGCGUGGGAAAAUGAGCAAGAGGUCAACGCAGUCGCCAAGCUGUGCGGGCUGGAACAGGUCGGCGUGAUCUGGACCGACCUUCUUGACGCGGGCAAUGGAGACGGCACUGCCAUCUGCAAGCGCCAUGCCGAUUCCUACUUCCUCGCCUCUCAGGAGGUUGUCUUUGCCGCGCGGAUGCAAGCUCGACACCCCAAACCCAGUAAGUGGAGCGACACCGGGAGGUUUGGCUCCAACUUUGUCACCUGUGUGGUCUCGGGCAACGAGGAAGGCGAGAUCUCCAUCUCGGCCUACCAAAUGUCGAAUGAUGCCGUCGAGAUGGUCAGGGCAGACAUUAUCGAACCAUCGGCCGAUCCCACUCUGAUGCUCGUCCGGGAGGAGGAGGAGGAGGACGGCUCCGUGAGCAGGACGCGGUACAUCCCCGAAGUCUUCUACCGCCGGAUCAACGAGUACGGCGCCAACGUGCAGGAGAAUGCGAAGCCGGCGUUCCCGGUCGAAUACCUCUUCGUCACGCUCACCCACGGCUUCCCGGAGACGCCGAAGCCCGUCUUUACCGACAGCGGAUUCCCCAUCGAGAACCGAGAGUACCUCGGCGAGGCCCAGGAGGUCUCGGCCGUUUCCAAGGCUUUGAAGGUCAACCAGAAAGGCGACGCCCUCCCCGUUUCGGACUUCCACCUCCUCUGCUUCAUUCACCAAAUGAGUGUUCUAUCCAAGGAGGAAGAGGCCCUCCUCUGCCGUGUCGCCACCCAGCACGACCUGGCCGAGUCCUUCCAGCUGCGGUCAACCACGGGAUGGCAAACGCUGCACAUGAUCCUGCAAUCCACUGGCUGAACGGAUCCGGACCCCGCCGCGCUGACCAGCCGCCCUAAGGUUGGAUCGGCCGCCUUGCUGAGAGGCAGGAACGGUGUUUGGCGCCUGCGCCAGCAGGCGUGCUUGGCCUGCUACAUUUAGGCAUCGACCCAAUUGGUUUGACGAGGAAAAGAAACGAUUGAUGUUGUCGGGCAACUCGAGGGGAUAAAAGACUCACAGAGGGGGGGG
Messenger RNA from Thermothelomyces thermophilus ATCC 42464, 2251 nucleotides. RefSeq lists its product as uncharacterized. Lineage: Eukaryota; Fungi; Ascomycota; Sordariomycetes; Sordariales; Chaetomiaceae. Gene Ontology annotation, molecular function: ubiquitin protein ligase binding; ubiquitin binding. Gene Ontology annotation, biological process: ubiquitin-dependent protein catabolic process. The transcript has 5 exons. The record is from RefSeq and is a predicted model, not a curated record. Gene Ontology annotation, cellular component: nucleus. Bases 251 to 2044 code for a protein of 597 amino acids.